Molecule: messenger RNA, 534 nt
Organism: Trichoderma citrinoviride
Lineage: Eukaryota; Fungi; Ascomycota; Sordariomycetes; Hypocreales; Hypocreaceae
Exons: 2
Coding region: 1-534 (177 amino acids)
Source: RefSeq, a predicted model, not a curated record
AUGCCAAUUGCCAGCCCCCCGGGGCUCAGUUCAAACCCAUGCCGCCGCAGUAGACUCCCGCUCUCUCUCAUCCGGCAUGGCGGCGGACUCAUCGCCUGCGGUAUGCUCUUUGGCUUCGUCGUUCCUCUGGUGCCUUACCCACGCCUUGGCCUUACAGCACACAUUCAGUUCUGUGUGCAGGGCUUCACCGUGCUCCUCACUGGCCUGGUUCUCCAAUCAGAUCUCACAGGAAGCUCCAGCAGCCCAGACGGAGAAGAUACUCAGCAGAGACGUCAGUUGGCCGACAGCCUCGGCUGGUGGCAGAAACAGGUGAUAUACUGGGGCUGCACAAGCAUCUGGGCAACGAUGAUUGCUGAGGCGGGAAAUGCCUGGUGGGGGACAAGGUGGACAUUGCCAGUAGCACAUCAGGCAGCAGGUUUACUCGGCCGUGAUGUCGCUGCAAGAUGGAUGGAAGUGGUCGUUGCGGUUACGCACUUCCCGCUGGGUUUCCCGCUGGCCUCUGUGUGGCCCAUCAUAUUGUCGACGCUGUGGUGA